UGAACCGAUCUAAACGGUUCUUUGAUAUUUGGAACCGGAACUGGUGCACUCUAGAACCGGACCAAAAUGAACUGUUUGAUUGAUUCCGGUCUGGUUCCACGGUUCUAUCGGUUCGAUGUGCACCCAUAGGGUGACCAACCUCCCUGUAUUGACCACUGAGAACUAGUGAAGGCUAUGAGCAUACCGUAUUAUUAAUGGAAUUAAUGUAGUGAAUUCGCCACUUUGUGUUUGCGUGGCGACCCUUAAAUUAUUUGGUGUUGCCCUUGGGUGAUGAGCCCUAAAAUGAAUUAAAUGGACACAUGUGAGGAGUCGCUAUGAUUGCAUCGAGCCUCGUGAUUUGGGCAAUUGUUUGUCAGAAGUGCGGUGGCACAGGCUACGCCGAGCUUCUUGUCUAUUGUGUUGAUUGCCAGAUUUCUGCAGAGCAUAGAUAUUGUUUGGAUGGAAUACAAAUUCUAGAAGAAACCAAACAACACAUAAAGUGGUCAUGUUGGGAGUGCUCGCAAAAGAAUCCGAAAGUAGCUUCUCUUACUAAGCUUAGUGUGGAUGGAGUUGAGGAAACGCAAUGUCAAGAUUUAAGAGUUAGCAGUUCUGCGGCUGUUGCUGUCAAGAAGAGGUGCAAAGACAGCAAAUGUUUCUCAGUUGACAAGGCAGAUGGGGUCCGUUCCAUCAUACAACCUCGCAGUUCUUUGCUGAAGAUAGAGAAGAAGAAGAGGAUUGUGAUUUCAUGCAGUGAUAAAGGUUUCUCAGUUGACAAGGCAGAGGAGGUCCGUUCCACCAGACAACGCCGCAGUGAAUCUCUUGAUAUAGGAAGAGAUGGUUCUUUGCUGAAGGUGGAGAAGAGGAGCAGUUUGAUUUCAUGCAGUGAUAAGAGUGAAGGGGAAAGGAAGAGAAAGCAGCAACGAAGAAGGCUGAUAUUGGCUGAUGGGGAUAGCUCAGAUGAAGAUAAUACGCAUAUGAAGAUUGGUCAGGAUUGUACAGAUGGAGAUGCCACCAAUUGUAGGGUGAUCCGAACAGAAGAACCUGUUGGCUCCUUAUCAUCGAAAGAUGCUGCAAGCCCUGUUCUGGAGGGGCUGCAACCUGUGUUUGUCGGUGCAUCCAAGACGAUGGUUCAAGCUUCUAAUGUCUGCAAUUCCCCAGUAAAAAAUUCUGAUUGCCAGUUGCCUACCAACAAUCAUGAUUACAUCCAUGCACAACCAAUCAUUAACCCAGUAUGGAGGGGAUGUUUUGAUAUCCAUAAUUCUAACUAUGGUGUGAUAGUUGCACAUUUGUCAAGCAAAGCAUGCUCAAGAGUAUUCGAAGGGGCAAACAUGCUACCGCCGGUGCUUCGUUUGGAGAAGCUGCCAAGGACCAAUGCGUGGCCCAAGGCUUUUAAGAGCACCCCUCCUACCGAUAACCACAUUGGCCUUUAUUUUUUCCCCGAAAGUGUAAGUAAUGGAGCCGCGUUCUAUCAACUGAUAUGUGAAAUCAUCAGCCAGGACUUGGUGCUGAAAGUCGUGGUUGGUGAGGCCGAGCUUUUGAUGUUCUCUUCCUCUUUGCUGCCUCUGCAGGACUCAAGAUUCUGUGGGAGGUUUUAUCUGUGGGGUUUGUUUCGAGCAAGGCAAGUCCCUCCAUCGAGUUUGUUUCGAGCAAGCCAAGUCCCUCCAUCGGGUUUGUUUCGAGCAAAGCAAGUCUCUCCAUCCACCAUUGAAAAACCGUUGGCUCUUUCAGCAAGUAAUGCUGAGGAUGUAGAUGAGAGGUGGCUCGCCAAGGGCCAUUUGGAGAACGUUAAUAACGACAGGUGUGAUACAGUUCCCCCCCUGCAUUUUCCCGAAGAACCUGCAAAAUGUGCCAAGCACGAGCAAUCUUUGGAAGAGCAUUUUGAUUUUAGAGAAGAGAGAGCAGCUUGCGAUGAGAAGCUUCCAGGCAUGGAAGCACCAUCUAGAGGCUUGUAUCAUGACGUGAAUGAGAAAAAUAGCAGUGAGUUAGAGUUGUUUCCGCUGGAGGUGGAAAACAUGGCUGUAAUGGCGAGAGUGGGAGGUUGUGGCAGGCUUGAUCUUGACUUGGGACUUGGUCGGUCCACGAUCAAUGGUGGUGGGCUGUGUGGCUCCAAGCACCAAACUGACUACUAUGCAUUUCUAGGAAAAACCCAAACUGAGUAGGAGACCAUGGGCAUGUGGUGUUGAUUGGCUCCUUUACAUAGUGUGGCAGAGCAAGCCCCAAACUGACUACUUGCAAACCCGAACCUAGGAGACGUGUAGGAGACCAUGGCCAUGCGAUGGUGAUUGGUUCCUUUCCGUGGCAGUGCGGCAGUUUUAUUACGUGAGUGAAAGAAGCCUCGACAUCGAGAGUGCGCAGCCAGUUUUAUAGCUGUGGCCUGCUCAAUAAUUGUUUUGGUUCUAUAUCAUAGCCGUCUAUUUAAAAAUGCAUAUGCUGCAGCAAUUUAUUACAAUUUUCUUCUAUUUGGUGCUGCGCCAAUUUUGUAGUUGCAUGUGCUUGUGUGCUCUCCAGUUGUAGUGAUGGGUGAUUGUUUGAUUCUCGCAUGAAAGGAUUGUGUUGGUUACUA
Molecule: messenger RNA, 2542 nt
Organism: Magnolia sinica
Lineage: Eukaryota; Viridiplantae; Streptophyta; Magnoliopsida; Magnoliales; Magnoliaceae
Exons: 6
Coding region: 315-2138 (607 amino acids)
Source: RefSeq, a predicted model, not a curated record